Molecule: messenger RNA, 970 nt
Organism: Schistosoma spindalis
Lineage: Eukaryota; Metazoa; Platyhelminthes; Trematoda; Strigeidida; Schistosomatidae
Source: the annotation of a GenBank genome assembly
AUUAUUUUAAGUAUUAUUUAUUCUAUGCCACUCUAUGAUUAGUCCAUUCUAUUUCAUUUAAGAUAAAAGGAUUUAAACAACUGUUUGAUUACUAGGUGAACUAUUAUAGAUAGAAAGAUAGAUAAAUACUUGGAGAGAGAUACUUGGAGUUUCUAAAUAAACAUACAGUUGAGAUAAUGUUCGCUAAAAUCUUUCUCCUAAUAUUUCUAUUUGGUUUGAAGAAUACAGUUUACGGAGAACCUAUUGAGAGUUCUGUAAAUGAUUUUGAACAAUUAGAAUGUCAAUUAAUUUGUGAAACAUGUGUUAUGAAUGUUCGUGGUAUACGAUGGUUACUUCUGCAAAGUUAUACACGAAAGAUUGCAGCUGAAUUAUUAACUGUAAUGUGUAAUUUCCUUCCAUAUAAAAAACCUCGUGCUCAAUGUAAACGUUUCUUUAAAGGACCAUUUGAAGGUCUGGUUCAUGAUUUUGUUGUAAACAUGAGUGUUUAUGAACCAUGUCAAUAUCUUGGACUUUGUGAAACAGUUCAACAAGAAUUGAUGACAGGCCUAGAUGAUUCAUUCUAUAUCAAUCUACUGAUGAAAACAUUAAGUAUAUUGAAAGAACAUAUAGAGUCAAUUAUUACACCAGAGUUUAUUGAACAAGCAGCUACAAAACUUUGUGCUUCUGACAAAAACUGUAUAAAAGAUUUCGAAAAAUCUGCCGUCGGUCUUAUCAAAGUUAUUUAUAAAAAUUCAGAAGGUGAAUGGUUCUCAAAUGAUUUUUAAAACUAGAUUAACCGUUUUUCAAUUCAAUUCAUAUUCAUCAUUGUGUUUAAACUAUUCGAGGAAAUUUCUUUGAAUAAGUAAAUAAAUAUUUAAUUCGUAAACUCUUCUAAUCAUUUUUGCAUAUAGUACAUAACUGUACAAGUAUGAUGUAUUGCAGAACGUUCGGUAUAUAUUUGUUUACAAGUAUAAAUUCUUUGAUGAAACAA